Messenger RNA from Talaromyces proteolyticus, 999 nucleotides. RefSeq lists its product as uncharacterized. The record is from RefSeq and is a predicted model, not a curated record. The coding region runs from base 323 to 847 and encodes 174 amino acids. NCBI's taxonomy places the organism in Eukaryota, Fungi, Ascomycota, Eurotiomycetes, Eurotiales, Trichocomaceae. The transcript has 2 exons.
GUUCCAUCGUGCGAGCAAACGGGCCAAUGACCGCUUUUAUUUGACCUUGAUGAAGCAUGACGAGAAGAUCUGCGUUACAUAAACUAAUCAACAGAGCCAUAGCCUAGCGGAGGCUCUGUGACCACAUUUCGGCUUGCUCGUAAUAAAUGGUCCUCUCAAAUAUUUAGAGGCAAUAUCCUUGUGCCUGCUUAUCCUUAUCAUUUUUUCAAGGCGGCAACAUUGGGAUAUACUGGCUUUACAAAUAACAUUGAAUACGGUCAUCGUCUGAUUGAGCAGCAAGAGAAGGAACUGCACAAGAACAUCUCGAAGAGAAAGAAAGAAAAUGAAGGCUUUUCUUCCUCUUGCAGCUUUAAUUGCCUGCGUGACUGCUGCCCCAGCAGCCCGCGACGCACCGUCCAAAUUCAAACUCAUCAUUUCAGCGUCCGAUUCCAGCAUAAACAAUUGCUCACUGCAAGCCACCAACGACAACGAGGUCGACAUCAUGGGCACGCUCCAACCUGCGCAGUACCCAGGCGAAGAGGCAUCCGUCUUCUACUUUGAUUCCGUAACAGGUGAUCUCGUCACAGACUCGGACCUCACCGGAAGGAAACGCUAUGCAUAUACUCUCUACUCCAACUACACGAGCAGCCUGCGCUUCGACGUCCAGGGUGCCUGGGAUGAAAGUUACUCACCGAAGUUCACCAUCGCGAACGAUGGCACGUUCAGUCCGCCUAAUAACUUGACGUGGUCUUGGUGUCCUGAUGAUUUUAAUGUUGGGAAUGGCAUCUACUUGCCGGGGAGUAUCACUCUCGGUCCUGUUUUCCAUGGGUGUGAGGCUUUGUAUGGAGUGAAGGCUGUUGCGGCAUGAUCGUUGUCGUAUGUGGUCUGCUCGCAUGUCUAGUUGAACUGUAAUAUUUGAGGCGAAUUACACACGGAAUCAAUUCAUUAGGGAGCAUGCUCACUACAUGUAGUUUAGUAACUUUCAGCAUUUUGGUCCCAUUGAUCUGAAUAUAUCAUAAC